CCGGGAGCUCUGCGAGCUUCUCAUUAGCCGGCGGCGCGGGGAGGGGCCAGGUGACCUCACGCUGUCCGGGCCUCAGCGGCCAUUAGUCCGGGUCCCAUUGCUGGGGCGGCCGCGCAGCUUCUGAGUCCGCGAGACACCUAGGCCGCGAAUUCGAGCCUGACCUUGAGGGUCCACACCGCGAGAGAGAAGAUGCGUGCGCCCAUUCCAGAGCCGAAGCCUGGAGACCUGAUUGAGAUAUUUCGCCCUUUCUACAGACACUGGGCCAUCUACGUUGGCGAUGGAUAUGUUGUCCACCUGGCCCCUCCAAGUGAGGUCGCAGGAGCUGGUGCAGCCAGCGUCAUGUCUGCCCUGACUGACAAGGCCAUCGUGAAGAAGGAACUGCUGUAUGAUGUGGCUGGGAGUGACAAGUACCAGGUCAACAACAAACACGAUGACAAGUACUCGCCACUGCCCUGCAGCAAAAUCAUCCAGCGGGCGGAGGAGCUGGUGGGGCAGGAGGUGCUCUACAAGCUGACCAGCGAGAACUGUGAGCACUUUGUGAACGAGCUGCGCUAUGGAAUCGCCCGCAGUGACCAGUCCAGACCAAGACCAAGACCAAGACUGAGACGUGGAGACCUGAUUGAGAUUUUUCGCUUUGGCUAUGAGCACUGGGAUGUGGGAUAUGGCUAUGUGAUCCAUGUGGCUCCCUCUAGUGAAAUUGCCGGAGCUGUUGCGGCCAGUGUCCUGUCCGAACUGACCAACAAAGCCAUAGUGAAGAAGGAACCGCUGUCUGAGGUGGCUGGGAGAGACAACUACCGUGUCAAUAACAAACAUGAUGACAGAUACGAGCCACUGCCCAUCAACAAAAUCAUCAAGUGGGCAGAGGAGUUGGUGGGGAAGGAGUUUCGCUAUUCGCUGACCAGUGACAACUGCCAGCACUUCGUGAACGAGCUGCGCUAUGGGAUCUCCCGCAGCGACCAGGUCACUGAUGCCCACACAACAGUAAGUGUGGUAACAGGUGUCCUGGCUGUCGCAGGCCUUGUGGGCAUGCUGCUGUACAGAAGCAAGCGGGAAAGGCAAUAAAUCCAAGGAAUUGUCCCAACAACAACCAAUUCUUAUGGAAGAAUAUUGUUUAGCUGGCAGGAGUGCGGUUUGGUUUACUGGCUUUACUGUUUUGUGUUCAUCAAUCUUUAUUUUAAUGGAGUUAAAAGCAUAGGAACAUUUAUUUGGGGGAAAUGCAGCUUAGUGUGAAUUCUAUUAAAUGCAGCUUAGUGUGAAUUGUAUUAAAGACACGAUUGGGCUCU
This is a messenger RNA of Sapajus apella (tufted capuchin), 1283 nucleotides long. It is a transcript of the gene PLAAT2, whose product is annotated as phospholipase A and acyltransferase 2. Gene Ontology annotation, cellular component: cytoplasm. Gene Ontology annotation, biological process: N-acylphosphatidylethanolamine metabolic process. Gene Ontology annotation, molecular function: A2-type glycerophospholipase activity; glycerophospholipid phospholipase A1 activity. The record is from RefSeq and is a predicted model, not a curated record. NCBI's taxonomy places the organism in Eukaryota, Metazoa, Chordata, Mammalia, Primates, Cebidae.